Silurus meridionalis is the source of this 1235-nucleotide messenger RNA. RefSeq names its product GID complex subunit 8 homolog a (S. cerevisiae) (gene gid8a). The coding region runs from base 301 to 990 and encodes 229 amino acids. The record is from RefSeq and is a predicted model, not a curated record. Gene Ontology annotation, cellular component: nucleus; cytoplasm. Gene Ontology annotation, molecular function: protein binding. Lineage: Eukaryota; Metazoa; Chordata; Actinopteri; Siluriformes; Siluridae. Gene Ontology annotation, biological process: positive regulation of canonical Wnt signaling pathway; proteasome-mediated ubiquitin-dependent protein catabolic process. The transcript has 5 exons.
CAGCUGGAAACACUUUGCCCGGUUUUGGCCACAGGUCAUCCUGCCGUGUGUUUCGUCAGUGUCGACGCGGAAAAGAGAGAUACGCCCUAACAAACAAGAACCAACGAUGCUCUCAGUCUGCUGGCGAAAAUAACAAACGGAUUCAGCAUCCUCCAGUAUCCUUCUGUAUCCUCCACAAUCAAUCCCGAAGCCUCGCGCUUCAUCGUUAUCGCGCGAUGGCGCAUGCGCGCCGCUCUGAACGCUCUGCGGGCCGUGAUAUCCUUACCGUUUUAUUAGAGAAACGUCUCCAGUGGCGGGUUUAUGAUGAGCUACGCAGAAAAGCCAGAAGAUAUCACGAAGGAGGAGUGGAUGGAGAAGCUGAAUAAUGUGCACAUCCAGAGAGCAGAUAUGAACCGCCUCAUUAUGAACUAUUUAGUAACUGAGGGUUUUAAAGAGGCUGCAGAGAAGUUUCGGAUGGAGUCAGGCAUUGAGCCCAGCGUGGAUCUGGACUCUCUGGAUGAGCGGAUAAAAAUCAGGGAGAUGAUUCUGAAAGGGCAGAUUCAGGAAGCCAUCUCUCUCAUUAACAGCCUUCAUCCAGAACUCUUGGACACCAACCGAUAUCUCUACUUCCAUCUUCAGCAGCAGCAUUUGAUCGAGCUGAUUCGUCUGCGGGAGACGGAGGCUGCACUGGAGUUUGCACAGUCGCAACUGGCUGAACAAGGUGAAGAGAGCAGAGAGUGUCUGACUGAGAUGGAGAGAACCCUGGCCUUGCUGGCUUUCGACAACCCUGAAGAGUCACCUUUCGGAGACCUUCUGAAUAUGAUGCAGCGACAGAAGGUUUGGAGUGAGGUGAACCAGGCAGUCCUCGACUAUGAAAACAGGGAGUCAACACCAAAACUGGCCAAACUGCUGAAGCUCUUGUUGUGGGCACAGAAUGAACUUGACCAGAAAAAAGUCAAAUACCCCAAAAUGACAGACCUUAGUAAGGGCACAAUUGAAGACCCUAAGUAAGAACUGGCGACGAAAUGGACAUCUGUGCCGUACUGAAAUAUUUCCCCUUAUUUAUAAACAGUCAGUAAAUGGACCAUAUAUAUGAAUACGAACUAGCAAUUUGUUUGUCUCUCAUACAGGAGAUCUAACUUAACUGUAUAUUGUAUUAUAUUUUGAAAGCAGAUAUGCGAAUCAAAGUAAAUAUAUGAAAAAGUAAUUUAGCUUGACACCCAUUUUCAGAAUAAAAUGUAAUCCUAUAGACCUUA